AUCAUUGUGGUGUUAGAUGCGCCACAGCAAAACAUAAUACAGUAUUUCGAUGAGACAUAUGAUUUCAUCCAUCACAUUUUAGAAUCGGGUGAUAAAGUCCUCGUGCAUUGCGUGGCUGGUGUGUCAAGGAGUGCCACCAUAGUCACAGCUUACUUGAUGCGACUUAACAAUAUGAGGUACAAGGAGGCUUUGGCCAUGCUCAAACGAGUGCGGCCAUUUGUUACGCCUAACCAGGGAUUCAUAGACCAGCUACGACUUUAU
Umbelopsis ramanniana AG is the source of this 261-nucleotide messenger RNA. RefSeq lists its product as uncharacterized. NCBI's taxonomy places the organism in Eukaryota, Fungi, Mucoromycota, Umbelopsidomycetes, Umbelopsidales, Umbelopsidaceae. Gene Ontology annotation, biological process: protein dephosphorylation. Gene Ontology annotation, molecular function: protein tyrosine/serine/threonine phosphatase activity. Gene Ontology annotation, cellular component: cytoplasm. The transcript has a single exon. The annotation marks the transcript as partial. The record is from RefSeq and is a predicted model, not a curated record.